Messenger RNA from Onthophagus taurus, 475 nucleotides. RefSeq names its product NADH dehydrogenase (ubiquinone) B14.5 B subunit (gene ND-B14.5B). Gene Ontology annotation, cellular component: mitochondrial inner membrane; respiratory chain complex I. Lineage: Eukaryota; Metazoa; Arthropoda; Insecta; Coleoptera; Scarabaeidae. The record is from RefSeq and is a predicted model, not a curated record. Gene Ontology annotation, biological process: mitochondrial electron transport, NADH to ubiquinone.
CUUUACAUUGAUUUGUCAAUUUCGCAAACAUGGCGACCGGUCCGAAAAUUGUGUUAGAUCCUGUAGAGCUUUUAACACCUGAUCUUACUCGCCCAGAGCCCUACAUCAAUAAAUUUUGGGCCCCCGUCAUCUGUGGUGGUCUGGCGUUUUUGGGUGUAUGCUUUGGAAAUUAUGCAACCCCAAGACCCGUAUUUAGCGGUUUGCAGAGACAUUUAGCCGCUACAGGUAUUGGAGGGUACAUUGGUCACGUUAUAGACGGUUAUAGAAACUCACAUUAUGCAGAACGUGACGCCGUAUUGAGACAUUAUAUUCAGUUGCAUCCUGAUGAUUUUCCCAUACCAGAGAGGAAGAAGUUUUCUGAGGUUUUUGAACCUUGGGUUCCUAUCCGAUAAAGAAAAAAAUUAAGGGGAAAUAUUGAAGUAGUAAUCUUUCAUUGUAUAUAAGAACCUUUAAAUAAAUUAAUUUUAAAAAAUAA